This is a messenger RNA of Microtus oregoni (creeping vole), 1207 nucleotides long. RefSeq names its product transcription elongation factor A2 (gene Tcea2). NCBI's taxonomy places the organism in Eukaryota, Metazoa, Chordata, Mammalia, Rodentia, Cricetidae. Gene Ontology annotation, biological process: DNA-templated transcription; transcription elongation by RNA polymerase II. Gene Ontology annotation, molecular function: nucleic acid binding; zinc ion binding. The transcript has 10 exons. The record is from RefSeq and is a predicted model, not a curated record. Gene Ontology annotation, cellular component: nucleus. Bases 106 to 1026 code for a protein of 306 amino acids.
GCCGCCAGGGGAGGUUUGGACCGCGCAUCUAGGCGGCGGCGGCGGCGGCGGCCGAGGUCGGGCCGGGCGGCUCAACUGGCGCAACCCGCCGCCACCGAGGUGGUGAUGGGCAAGGAGGAGGAGAUUGCGCGGAUCGCCCGGAGGUUGGACAAGAUGGUGACCAGGAAGAGCGCGGAGGGAGCCAUGGAUUUGCUGCGGGAGCUGAAGGGCAUGCCUGUUACAUUACACCUGCUCCAGUCCACCCGUGUUGGGAUGUCUGUCAAUGCCCUGCGGAAGCAGAGCUCGGAUGAGGAGCUCAUUGCGCUGGCCAAGUCCCUCAUCAAGUCCUGGAAGAAGCUCUUGGGUGCGGGUCAGAAUGUAAAAGAUGUUUCUGAUGGCAAGACCAGGGAUCAAGGGAAGAGCACGCCUCUGCCCACAUCGUCCUCAAAGGAUGCCUCAGGGUCUGCGGAUCUCAGCUGCAAGAAGCCAGACCCACCUAGGACCUCAUCCACUCCGAGGAUCACCACAUUUCCCCCAGUACCCAUUACCUGCGAUGCUGUACGAAACAAAUGCCGUGAAAUGCUGACUUUGGCCCUGCAAACGGACCAUGACCAUGAGGCCGUCGGUGUAGACUGUGAACAUCUGUCAGCUCAGAUCGAGGAGUGCAUCUUCCUGGACGUGGGAAACACAGACAUGAAGUACAAGAACCGUGUGCGGAGCCGAAUCUCCAACCUGAAAGAUGCCAAGAACCCUGGCCUGCGGCGGAAUGUGCUGUGUGGUGCCAUUACACCCCAGCAGAUAGCCGUGAUGACAUCAGAGGAGAUGGCCAGUGAUGAGCUGAAGGAGAUCCGUAAGGCCAUGACCAAGGAGGCCAUCCGUGAGCAUCAGAUGGCCCGUACAGGUGGCACACAGACCGACCUGUUCACCUGCAGCAAGUGCAGGAAGAAGAACUGCACCUACACGCAGGUGCAGACUCGCAGCUCGGAUGAGCCCAUGACCACUUAUGUUGUCUGCAACGAGUGUGGGAACCGCUGGAAGUUCUGCUGAACCCUGUACGCACUGAUGUGUUGUAGUCCUGGCCAUGGCUAGCAUUGCCCCCUCCUGCAAUGUUCUUGGACACAGCUUCUCUGGAGAUCCCCAGAAGGUGGCAUGCCCUGUCCCAGCCUGUCUGCCUGGUGUGCACCUUUCUGCCCUUUGUCCCUCAUUAUUAAAUGUUUUCUUUUGCCUU